This is a messenger RNA of Mauremys mutica (yellowpond turtle), 1002 nucleotides long. RefSeq names its product C->U-editing enzyme APOBEC-1-like. The record is from RefSeq and is a predicted model, not a curated record. NCBI's taxonomy places the organism in Eukaryota, Metazoa, Chordata, Testudines, Geoemydidae. Gene Ontology annotation, cellular component: nucleus; cytoplasm. The transcript is spliced from 5 exons. Gene Ontology annotation, biological process: cytidine to uridine editing. Bases 39 to 650 code for a protein of 203 amino acids. Gene Ontology annotation, molecular function: cytidine deaminase activity; RNA binding.
GAGAGCCCCAGAUGCUGGAAGUAUAAUGAGAAGAAGCCAUGGCUGCUGGCACAGAGAAAGGUGACUCAGCCAGAGGCACCAACCCAGGGUGGAAGAUACAACCAAAUGAUUUUAGGGCAAAUUACAUCCCAGGUAUACACCCAAGAGUGACGUACCUGCUCUACGAAAUCAGGUGGGGCAGAAGUACCAAGUUCUGGAGGCACUGGUGUCGAAACACCCCAACCCAGCACGCCGAAAUCGCCUGCCUGGAACAUGACUUCAAGAAGUUAAAGUUCAGGCCAUCGGUGCACUGCUCCAUCACCUGGUUCCUGUCCUGGAGCCCCUGUGGGAAAUGCUGCCAGAGUAUAAUGGAGUUCCUGAGGACACACCCCAGUGUGACUCUGAAGAUAAAAGCAGCGCGGCUGUUUAGGCAUAUGGAUGAACGCAACCGACAAGGCCUCAGGAAUCUGAUGGAGAGUGGAGUAGCCCUAUACAUCAUGAACCUGCCAGAUUACAGAUACUGCUGGAGAACAUUUGUUGUCCAUCAAAACGGAGAAGAAGAUGACUAUUUCCCCUUGGUGCCCUCUCUGUGGAUCAUUUUCUAUUGUCUAGAACUCCAGCGUAUCCUUUGGGGUCUCCCUUCAUUGUUAGCAAGACAUGCACACCGCUGAGUAUCAGCAGCACACCUUCAAUCUCGUCCUGUGAGACAACUAGUGCCAAAUGCUUUUGCAAGAGUACUGUGCAGCAGCCAAUGACUGGAAGCCUUUACAUAAGAAUCCUGACUUGCCAGACCCACACCCACAUCUAUUGACCUACUAGCCUGAAGCACCAGCCAAUCAUCGCCAGACAGCAGGGCUGCAAAAGGAGCCACUCAGAAGCAGCCAGCAAGAAGUUCUGAAAAAGCAGCCAAUCAGUAUUUAACAGGACCUUGGGUCUCCAUAUGCAAAACACUGGGGUGGGGAGAUAGAGUCUCCUCACCAGCCCUGCAUGCCCUUUGAGUAGGGGGCAGGGGCUGGAGCAGAU